AUGAUCUUGGUCAAUGUAUUGAACGGCUUCACUGCGCCCUCGAUCGUCAACAUGAAGGCUCAAACCCCCAGAGCCCUGGCGAUUUGGUUCUGCGUGUCGCUCGCGUGUAUGGCCCUCGGAGAACCACUCCCUGAUCCUACGGGAGGGUACAACGUCGGCGCUCAGCGUUUCGUCGUCCCCUUCUUGGAAGAUAAUGAUGUCGUGUGGCCGAACGGUGUUUCGACUGAGUACCUCGUCACGCUGUACUAUCCUACCGAAGACGAGAAGCCUUGCCCAAAGCCGUACCUCGAACCCGAGCUUGCCAAAUUAUACACCGACCUGUGGAGCUACAAUAUUUCUCACUUGACGUCGACGCUGAGAUGGAACGCGACUUAUCUGAAUGAAGAGAGCGGCCCAACACUUCUUUUCGGACCUGGUGGUUGGGGUGUUCCGACGGAUGGCGACUACAUAAUCAUCUCGGAACUGAUAUCACAUGGAUAUGUCGUUGCUGCGUUUGAUCACGUUUAUGAGCAGCCUUUUUUGCGGUACCCCAAUCGCACGGGCGUCUAUGGACUGCCACCGAAUUUCAGCAAUUAUACCCUUGCCUGGGUAGAGGACUUGCAUGCCGUCAGGGUCAGACAGCAGCUGCACUUCAUCGACUACUUCCCCUCACUCGUGGCAAGGCUUGAAGCUCCCUUUAGGACCACCGAUUUCGGCACAUUCGGGAUAUCGUUAGGAGGCUCUGCUGCUCUCACCGUAGCUCUCGAGAGCGAUGCAGUAGCAGCCGCUAUAAAUGUCGACGGUGCCAACUGGGGUCGAUUGAACAGCACAUCCGACUUGGACCUCAAGAAACCCUCGAUGAUUCUAGGCUUUCAGGGCCACAACGCGAAUUCGGACCGCACCUGGAACAACUACCGAGCCUGGCAGACUGGCUGGUGGCGUCUGUUCUCGGUGGAUGGAAGUUUGCAUCCUGACUGGUCUGACCUGGGGUUCUGGAAGACUUUCGGCACGACACGUACACAGGGGCCAAUUGACGGAAGGAGAAUGGUCCAUAUCUCAAGGACGUUCAUUCGGGCCUUUUUUGACGACAUCUUGCGUCAUAAUGACCAGCCUCUUUUGGACAGCCCUUCUGAAGACUUCACUGAAGUGCAUUGGGACGAAGUUCACAAUGGACCAUGA
Messenger RNA from Colletotrichum costaricense, 1158 nucleotides. RefSeq names its product platelet-activating factor acetylhydrolase. Gene Ontology annotation, molecular function: 1-alkyl-2-acetylglycerophosphocholine esterase activity. The record is from RefSeq and is a predicted model, not a curated record. Lineage: Eukaryota; Fungi; Ascomycota; Sordariomycetes; Glomerellales; Glomerellaceae. The transcript is spliced from 2 exons. Bases 1 to 1158 code for a protein of 385 amino acids.